GCCAGGGGGAGCACAGGAGCCCUGCGGUGGCUGCACUGCAGGUCAUUGUCAGCCAGAAGAGCCUGCCCUUGGCAGGUCUGAUCCGGACUGGGGACCUGCCUCCCCCCAGCAGUAGGGUCCCUGAAGUGGCAGCCCACGCCAUAGCCACCAGGAUGCCCAGCAGAACAGCCCGCUAUGCCCGCUACAGCCCACGGCAGCGGCGCCGGAGGUUCUUGGCCAAUAGAAGUGUGCACUUCCCUAAUGAUGUCCUGUUCUUGGACCACAUUCGCCAGGGUGACCUGGAGCAGGUGGGGCGCUUCAUCAGGACUCGGAAAGUCUCCCUGGACACCAUCUACCCCUCAGGCCUGGCUGCCCUUCAUGAAGCAGUGCUCUCUGGAAACCUGGAGUGUGUCAAGUUGCUGGUCAAAUACGGGGCUGACAUUCACCAGCGUGACGAGACGGGCUGGACGGCCCUGCACAUCGCCUGCAGCGACGGGUACCCUGAUAUAGCCAGGUACCUCAUUUCCCUGGGGGCAGACAGAGAAGCUGCCAACGAUGAUGGUGACCUGCCCUCGGACCUCAUUGACCCUGACUUCAAGGACUUGGUGGAGCUCUUCAAAGGGACUAAGAUGGACUGAGCCCAGCCCCGCCCUUCCAGGGCCCAGCCCCUCCUCCUCACACACACAAGUCAGGUGCCCACCUCCCCGGCGUGCCAGGAGUGCCGAGCCAGCCCGGCUGGGAGCCGACCAGGCUGGCCGCGCGACCCCAAACCUGGGCACAACCCCUGCUCCUCCCACACCUUUGGCCUGGCUUUUUCUCCAGGUGAAUUUUUUAUUGUGAUACUUUUUACUUUUUCAAUAAACGUGA
Camelus dromedarius (Arabian camel) is the source of this 846-nucleotide messenger RNA. It is a transcript of the gene PPP1R27, whose product is annotated as protein phosphatase 1 regulatory subunit 27. The transcript has 3 exons. The coding region runs from base 153 to 617 and encodes 154 amino acids. Gene Ontology annotation, molecular function: phosphatase binding. The record is from RefSeq and is a predicted model, not a curated record. NCBI's taxonomy places the organism in Eukaryota, Metazoa, Chordata, Mammalia, Artiodactyla, Camelidae.